This is a messenger RNA of Anopheles marshallii, 354 nucleotides long. RefSeq lists its product as uncharacterized. The transcript has 2 exons. Bases 1 to 354 code for a protein of 117 amino acids. NCBI's taxonomy places the organism in Eukaryota, Metazoa, Arthropoda, Insecta, Diptera, Culicidae. The record is from RefSeq and is a predicted model, not a curated record.
AUGAAAGCGACAGUGAUCAAGCUGCUGCUGGUUAUGGUUGCCUUCGGCACGUGCCGGAUGGCUCCGUUCAAGGGUACGCGCACUUACAACCUCGAAACGGACGCAGAUCGGUACGGACGCUACGAGCGAGUCUUGCUCGGUAUCAAAACAUCCGAAGGACUGCGACUGGAACCGAGCCUGCUGGAGGAGAUACGGCAGGUGCUGCUGGAUGAGGAACGGCAGCAAGCAUCCGGUCAGGAAGCCACGCCAGUCAACGUGCAUCUCUACAAACCACUUCAAUCGCGCCAUAUCGCUCAAUUGCUUUACCGGGCGCGACACAACACAUCGCCGCCGACAUACCGGCGGACUCGAUAG